AAUCAGAAAGAGCAAGCUGUCGUCUAACAGACUAACAAGUUCUCUGCACACGUCAUUGCCGAGCCGGUAUCAUUCAUUUCGGCAAUAUUUUACGUAGAAGUCAAGACGUCUGGUCAUUAUGGGAUUUCGAAUUAAAGUUUAUUUGAUCUGCCUUUUCGUAACGCUAACUGGGUUUUGCACCGCAACCAGUGAGGAUAUACUAAUAAAAAAUGCCGAGCGGACCAUCGACCUUACCAGUCAACUUGUCAAAAUCACCCACCGCCUGACUUUGUCAAACACGGGCAAAUCAUCUGUCAAAAGCUUUAGUUUUCCUAUCGAUCCCAAAGCUCAGGAGAAACUAUCAUACUUCAAAGCCCAGCUUGCAGAUGGAAAGGAGUCGUCAGGUGAGCUGAAAACAGAGUUUUCCACUGUUAAAGGAAUUCUGACAUACAAAAUCACCCUAAGCAGUUCUCUUGAACCUGGUCAAAUUGUCAAAGUUCUUGUUGGCACAGUAUUCACUCAUCAUCUUUCACCUCAUCCAAAAGAAAUUACUCAGAAAGAAAAACAGUUAGUUCAGUACAGGGGUAAUGCUUACAUCUACACACCAUACAAAGUUACAACACAAACUACCAAAGUCCUACUAAGCUCAUCCACUGUCGAAAGCUACACCAAGGUUAAGCCUUCCUCUCAAAGUGAUUCAACCAUUACUUAUGGACCUUAUGAAAAUGUUGCUCCAUUGUCAGAGGAGGGCAUUAUUAUUCAUUAUGAGAAUAACACUCCAUUCUUGAGUGUUGGUCAUCUGCUCAGACAUAUAGAAGUGUCUCACUGGGGUAACAUUGCUGUUGAGGAAACUUUGGAUGUUUACCAUGGUGGAGCCAAGCUCAAAGGUUCAUUUUCUCGAUUUGAGUAUCAAAGAGAGCAAAGUGGGGUCUCUAGCGUCAAAUCUUUCAAAACGGUAUUGCCUGAAUUAGCCGCAGACGUGUAUUAUCGCGACGAAAUCGGAAAUAUUUCCACGUCAAACUUGAGACAGGAGGAUGAUGGUGAUGUUUCGUUAGAACUCCGCCCGAGGUUCCCAUUGUUCGGUGGAUGGAAGACUCAUUAUGUGGUCGGCUACAAUCUACCCAGCUUCGCUAACUUGUUCAAUUCCGGCGACGAAUUUGUUCUACAAAUGGAUCUUAUUUCUCACAUCUUCGAUCACAUGGUUGUCGAUGAUGCUCUUGUUCGCAUCAUUCUCCCUGAAGGGGCUUCUAACAUUGAAGUUGAGACACCUUAUGCUGUUACUCGAUUACCAGAUUCGUUGCAUUUUACGUACCUUGAUGUCAAGGGCCGCCCGGUUGUGGAAAUUGCUGCCAAGAACCUCGUAGAGAACCACAUUCAACCUUUCAAAUUACGUUACACGUUUUCGCGGAUCGUCAUGCUUCAAGAGCCAUUCUUGUGCGUUCUAGCAUUUUUCCUUUUGUUCCUCACUUUCAUCAUCUAUGCGCGAUUGGACUUUUCGAUCACCAAGGAUGAAACUUGUGACAAUCGGUCACGAGCAGCAGUUAUGGUUGAACAUAUUCGUAACCAUUACCUCAAGAGAUCUACAUUGUUUCAAGCAUUUGAAACACAAGUGGCAAAACUUAAAAGCUCGCGGGAUAUCAAUGCUUUUCAAGCAGCAGCAAAAAAUAUCACAAGCGAUCUACGAGCUCAAAUUUUGGAUCUACCAAGUAGUCUCAAAUCAGAAUCCCCUCAGCUUAACGACCGUGUGACUGAGCUUCAAAAACAGGACAAAGCUUACAGAGAUUUUCAGAGCACCCAUGCUCAGCUAGUGGAACGACUAGUUAGUGGGAAAAUAAAUAAAGCUCAAUUCGUUGACGCCGAAGCCCUGCUUACUAAAAAAAGGGACGAACUUGUCGAGAAACUAAACCACUUAAUUAACACUCUUUAAAAAGUAUUUUGAUCAUUCUGGACCCUACAGGAGACUUUUCUUUAUAUGAACUUGAUUACAAAUUCAACCUCA
Molecule: messenger RNA, 1978 nt
Organism: Daphnia magna
Lineage: Eukaryota; Metazoa; Arthropoda; Branchiopoda; Diplostraca; Daphniidae
Product: dolichyl-diphosphooligosaccharide--protein glycosyltransferase subunit 1
Cellular component (GO): membrane; oligosaccharyltransferase complex
Source: RefSeq, a predicted model, not a curated record